CGUUGAAGCGUUUUUUUCUGUUGCUCAGAAGGUUUGGAACAAACAGUCCACUCAAGUUCCCUCUCCACCGCGCGUAAUGGACACCUCCGGGAGUUUUUAAAGAGGAUGCCGCAUUCCAGCUCCGUCCGCAUGAGCGCCUGGCAUUUUCUUUUUUAAUAACUUGAGAAGAGAAUGUGGAUUUUGUGGUUUUUGUUAUCAUGCUGCGCGGUGAAGUAAUGGACAUAAACUUUUCUGUUUUUCCCCCCCUUUAAGUUACACCUAGUGGGGAAUUUGACCACUUGAUUAAAAGGGACGGAGCGCAAAACCAACUAGAGAAAUAAAUCAUGCGCUGUUCAUAUAAGGGGAGAUGGCAUGCGUGCUCCUCUUCAGUCGACUUUUGCCAUUCUCACAUCGGCUCAGAGGAACCUCAAUUUGUUUGUUAUCUCUUUUUCUUUCAUAUUUGUGCUAUUGUGCACUGUUCCCCGACGGUGCGGUUGUGCAAAAGUCAGGUAAUCCGCCGCCAGGCUGUCAGCGAGCUGAUGGAGCCAAACGGCGCCUCCAGAAAUCCCUCCCCUGCCGCUCACUGUCGGACGCGAUGUUUGUGGAUGCAUCGCAGCUAAAAACUGACCAAAGACGCGCUUCCAUUCCUCACAUCGCCAGGAAUAACACGCCUAUUCCUCCGAUGAUUAAUUUAAAGUUUGGCAAUAAAAAGUUGCCAAACGCUAUCAUAGUUGGCGUGAAAAAAGGAGGGACGAGAGCGGUCCUGGAGUUUAUAAGAAUUCAUCCGGACGUGCGAGCUGCUGGAACAGAAACGCACUUCUUUGACAGGAACUAUGACAGAGGGCUGGAGUGGUACAGAGGUUUGAUGCCACGGACCCUAGAAAGCCAAAUCACCAUGGAGAAGACGCCAAGCUACUUUGUAACAAAAGAGACUCCGCGGAGGAUUUCCACCAUGUCCCAGGAUACCAAACUCAUUGUUGUGGUGCGUGACCCAGUCACUCGAGCAAUAUCAGAUUACACUCAGACUCUGUCGAAAACUCCCGAUCUGCCAAGCUUCCAGGAGCUGGCCUUCAGAAAUCAAAGCCUGGGCCUCGUUGACAUGUCUUGGAAUGCCAUUAGGAUUGGCCUGUACGCCCUUCACCUGGAAAACUGGCUCCGGUACUUUCCUUUGGCUCAGAUCCACUUUGUGAGUGGAGAGCGUCUAAUCACAGAUCCAGCAGGGGAGCUGGCUCGGAUACAGGAUUUCCUUGGGUUGAAACGCAUUGUCACUGACAAACAUUUCUACUUUAAUCGCACCAAGGGCUUCCCAUGUCUUAAAAAGCCAGAGAGCAGUGGUUCACCUCGCUGCUUGGGCAAGUCAAAGGGCAGAACUCACGUACAGAUAGACAGAGAAGCUAUUGAGCAGCUGCGGGACUUUUACAGACCUUAUAAUGUCAAGUUCUAUGAAAUGGUCGGACAUGACUUUAAGUGGGAGUAGAUGUCAAAAAGAAAAUCUGUUUCCUUACAUUCUACAAAUAUAUGCCUGCCAGCGGAUUGUUUGUCAAACAGCAGAAGGAGUUUAAAACUUUAAAGAGACUUUCAAAAGGGCACUUGCACUUGUAAUAACUAGUUACCAGCAUCGGAAUCAUACCUGUUGCUCUGUAUCAUAUUAACUAUAUAAUCACAUUCAUUUGGUUGUUGUUAAUGUGGAUAAUUGUGGACGCGACUGCUGAUUUCCUAUUGAUUCUCACGAAAUGAGAGUAUGGUGGAACUUUAAAGCACCACCUUGGAAAAUGUCAAUGAAGUUUUCUGCUGUAGCACUGUGGUGGGAAGUCCAAAAGCCAUAGGGUAAGUAUUAAACCACUUUUUUUUUAAGAGUUGUAACUUAUUUCCAGCAUGACCAAGCUCAAGAAAGCAGGCGUGUAUGCUGUUUCUUCUGUGCUGUGUUUGCAAAAUCUAUGCUUAUAUUUUUGUUACAAGGAAAUGUACUCACUGCAAUGCUUAUUUGUGAACAUUAAUAAACUUAAGUCAAGCACAA
Messenger RNA from Oryzias latipes (Japanese medaka), 1996 nucleotides. RefSeq names its product heparan sulfate glucosamine 3-O-sulfotransferase 2. Lineage: Eukaryota; Metazoa; Chordata; Actinopteri; Beloniformes; Adrianichthyidae. The record is from RefSeq and is a predicted model, not a curated record. Gene Ontology annotation, molecular function: [heparan sulfate]-glucosamine 3-sulfotransferase activity.